AUGGCAGAACAAAUGCGCCCGCACGGGGUGCAGCUGCACUCGCAUGACUUUGAGUGGGCCGACCUGGCGCACGAGUGCCAACGGACAGAGGCGGAACAGGAGGAGGGACACAGUGGUAGCGAGAGCGCUGUGGCGGUGAUCGACGACGGGCGCGAGCGCUGCGACACGCAGCAGUUGGCAAAAGAGGCCCGAGACAAGUGGGACGUCUUCCACCAGCGACACAAUGGCCGAGUCUACAGGCCCCGCAACUACCUCGUGACGGCGUUCCCGGAACUCUGUGCACCGGAGCGCAACGCAGUGGACGUGUUGGAACUCGGAUGUGGCUACGGCAGUGCGAUCUUUCCGAUCCUCGCCACGUACCCCAACGUGCGCGCCCAAGUCUGCGACUUUAGUGCACACGCGAUCCGCAUGCUCGAGCAGCACGCAGACUACGAUGCUGCACGCUGCCGCGCGUUCGUGUGCGACAUUGUGCAGGAAGAGCUCGUGGGUGUGCCACGUGCGUCCAUUGACAUUGUGCUCAUGGUCUUCGUGCUGUCCGCCUUACCCCCCGAGUCGUUCGCCCGCACGCUGCAAAAAGUGUACGCCGUGCUGCGACCUGGUGGCAUUGUCUGCUUUCGCGACUACGGCCUCUACGACCUGGCGAUGCGCCGCAAUGCCAAGAAGCUCGGACCGAAUCUGUACUACCGCAGCGACGGUACAUUGGCCUACUUCUUCUCGCGCGAGACGCUGGUGCAGCUGUUCGAGCAAGCAGGCUUUCGCACUCUGGAGGCCACCUAUUGCACGGUGCGACUGCGCAAUCGAAGGAAAGGAGUGACGAUGGAUCGUGUCUGGCUGCACGCUAAGCUCGAGAAGCCCGGGGCAGAGGGGAGCUCGUCGAAAGCGUAG
Molecule: messenger RNA, 885 nt
Organism: Hyaloperonospora brassicae
Lineage: Eukaryota; Oomycota; Peronosporomycetes; Peronosporales; Peronosporaceae
Source: the annotation of a GenBank genome assembly